Penicillium taxi is the source of this 1350-nucleotide messenger RNA. Its product is annotated as fungal specific transcription factor domain-containing protein. NCBI's taxonomy places the organism in Eukaryota, Fungi, Ascomycota, Eurotiomycetes, Eurotiales, Aspergillaceae. The record is from RefSeq and is a predicted model, not a curated record. The transcript has 5 exons. Bases 1 to 1350 code for a protein of 449 amino acids. Gene Ontology annotation, cellular component: nucleus. Gene Ontology annotation, molecular function: DNA binding; zinc ion binding. Gene Ontology annotation, biological process: DNA-templated transcription.
AUGGUGACUUAUACAGCGGUGUUGGAAACAAGACUGCGUACGCAAGACAGUCCCCUGGCCGAUAUAGGACUGGAUCUGAAUAGAUCAGAUGGAGAGCAACCGGAAGUGGCCGAAAUCCAGCUCGACCUCUCAGAAGAUACAUUUUCCUUCCUUUCAAUGAUGUCACCAAAUAAUACCAGCUCCCCUGAAGCACUUCUAGCUGGCACAACCAGUGGCGCAGUUCCCAAAUUGACACAAGCGGAGCUGAAUCAACUUUACUUUGAUCGAGUAUAUCCUUUUAUUCCCAUUCUGCAGCAAGGCCGCUACUUUUCCUGGGCAAAGCAGCGCUCGCCGUCCAGAUCGCACUUAUGUCUGAAGUAUGCAGUGUGGACUAUGGCAGCCUCCUUAUCUUCUCAGUUUCAGCAUAUGCGGGAUGGUCUAUACCACGACACACGUCAGAUGCUCGAAUCAUUAGAGAAUGAGGAUCAACACCAAGAAGAUGCCUUUUACCUCCAACAGGCCCAGACUUGGAUUCUACUCGCCGUUUACGAAUUCAUACAGAAGACAUUCCGACGCACCUGGGCAAGUACCGGCCGAGCGCUUCGUCUAGCCCAAUUACUCAAAUUGAAUAGCAUUGAUCCGCUCGAGAAUUUCAACGACGUAUCUAGCAGUUUAUACGCGACCGAUGCCGAGACGGAAGAGAAGCGACGAACAUUCUGGAUGAUGUACUGUCUGGAUCGCUUAUUGUGCAUCCUGAAUAACUCGCCACUAACUGUGGAUGAACAUGCUAUUACCACACGACUUCCCUCCUCGGAAGUGGAUUUCCAAAGCGGCAACCCCGUCUUAGCCCCUUUCUUGUCUGAUGUCAUAUUAUGUGCGACGGAUGUGAGCAUUCAGAACCCAUUUAGCGAGUGCAUCAUUUUCAGCACGCUGUGGGGGCGAGUAUUGAGCCAUCAGAAACAAUACUGUGUCAAGCAGGCAUGUGGGAGCCCGAUAACCGAGUUUUGGGGUCGCCAUCUAUGGCUCGAUAACCUACUCACGCAGCGAAUCCAGCUGCAUCAAAUUAUGCCCAACCUCGACUGGAUGGACCCCAUGCUACUUUUUACGAGGAUGAUUGCCCAGGCCGCUGUGCUCUCACUGAGAAAAGCCACACAGCUUAUUGCAUGGCAAGCCCAUGAUUACGGAGAUAUGCUGGGGCACUGUGAGCAAAAGGCAGAAAAUGCGGCACGAGAGAUCGCGCGACUCUCCCAAUACUUGUCCCAACUCAAUUUCCUCAAGAUUCAUCCCUUUAUAUCUAUCCCUCUUUUUCUCGGUGGGGAGUUCUUUAUCCACCAGAAAGGAGCGGACAUUUACUCUGCCAGGCUGGGUUAG